Molecule: messenger RNA, 3399 nt
Organism: Suillus discolor
Lineage: Eukaryota; Fungi; Basidiomycota; Agaricomycetes; Boletales; Suillaceae
Exons: 14
Coding region: 1-3399 (1132 amino acids)
Source: RefSeq, a predicted model, not a curated record
AUGUCGGUCUUUGAACCGAAAACAAUCCUUACUCUUCUCAAGAACUCGACAGCCGUCUCUCCUCUCGAGAAAAACACCUUCGAGAAGAAUUGGAGGUUUCAGCUACAGUGGGAGUCUGAGAUUGUCGAGUACGUCCAGUUCCUGUGGGAGAAGAUGAGAAGACGGUCAAAGAAAGGCGAGACCAACAAGCUGGGAGUCAACAUACCAUUGCUUGGGCCUCGGUUUAUGCCUCCAUCCUACCUGCACAUCCAGAAGUGGUCAGGUGGUGGAGCCGUUGAUCUGACGAUACAGUACCUCAAGCCACUCAAUAUUGUGCACCCAUUCUACUACCCACAGCUUGCACGGUGUCCGAGAUGCGGGUCUGACAAGGACAUGACUUGGGAGGGAUGGACAAGCAAAGGACCUCGAGAACUCCACGGUAUACUCUGUGAAGAGAUGGCUCUCGGUGCACAACUGCGGUGCAACCGCUGCAAGGAGACAUCAAAGUCAAAGCUGAAAACCAGAAACAGCACCACUCACCAUUCGGACUUGGUGGACUCAAGCAUUGAGGGCUAUUGCUUCACAAUGACCAGUGCCAUGUAUUGGAAGUUUUGGGAGCACUGGAGAAUACCACGGGGCAUACCGAUCUUUUUCUACCGGUGUGCAUUGACACGGGACUUGUUCGACCUGCUCGUCGAGUUACGGCCAUCUUCGACAUCUGCAGGUCUUGAAGAACGCAUCCGACAGCUGCAUCUAUUCGAAUAUAAGUGCCGAAUGCUGGAAUAUCUCGAAGCAGUCAGCACUUACGAAUCUUCAAACAGCUCAAACUCACGCACACUUGGACUCGGACAUUACUUUAACCAUGGCGCCGCUGGUAGCAUGACCGCAGGAUCUGGGCUUCAAGCGUUCUCAGAACCAGAUGACCAGCUCGGCUACAAUAACAAGUCAAUCUCAAAUGAAAUAAUAACUGAGGUCUUCGUUGAUUUUUCGACUUGCACCAGGCAGGAUGAGAGCGCGCUGUAUUUGAAGUCACUAUCUGCAAUAUGCGGUUUUCUCGACAACACUUUCAAAGCGUCAAACAAGGCCACACUCACAAACAAGGACGGGCAAAAGACAAGGGAGAUCAAGGGCGGGAUACUCACUGUGCUGAAUGAAAGCAAUGAGAUCAUUGCUUGGUGUUUCUGUCAGACACGCGCGAAUGCUGAGAUCACAGAGCUACUGCGUGGCCUCAACCUCCCGCAACCAAAGAUGAUGGUCGCCGACAACUGCUGCCACAUACACGGCGCGGUGGCUUCUGCCAUGCCUGAGACAGAGGCUAAGCUGGAUGUCUGGCAUUUUAGUGCAAGAUACGUUGCUGCAAUCUUGAACACCAGCAAGAGCCCAUUCCGUAGUGCCAUCACUGCUGAUAUUUCGGGUGCGAUCCUCAAGAAACACGCAGAACAUGGACGUGGAGCAGAGUACUGGGAUCGUGGUGAACAAGAGCGGCGCCUUGUUGCAGUGUUUGACAAAUGGGCUGAAAAAGGUGUGUGGUCAGCAGCGGCUCAGAAGGUACAUCAAGAACAACUUAAAUACAUCCGAAAAGGGUGUCUCGAGCGCUCAGAUCAAGACAUCCGGUCUGAUGGCAGCCGCGUUGAGGGCACCCACAAGGGCUGGAACUCGUUGCAGUGUGCCCAACCGAGUGGGAUUGUGAUGCUGUCUGCGCUUGGUCACGACUUUGUCCUCCGUCGAAACAUUAGGGUCGCUUCCAGUAGGCGUCAAAUGACACCCUUUGUCAAAUUCACUCAUGGCUCCCAUCACAUCCAGCUCUCUAACCACAUAGCAAGACUCUACAACGGACUGCACGAGAAGGACACACGGCUGCUUCCUCUACCAGAACUCCCAGAUGUGGACUCCGGCGAGACCUUUGGACUUGUAGCGUCAGAUAAUACAACUACAUUUGGUGGUUUGCUCGUCAAGGAAGAGACUGCAGACACCAAACUCACACUCACACAUAACUUUGAAGUUUGCACAGAUAGCUUUACUGGUGGGACUAUAGAUUUUGCGACCGAAGCCAGCCGCAGCAUCAUGAUCGAAGACUGGCAGAUUGAUCCGGCGCUCCUUGACCAACCUGCUACACAGCCGCUGCUGCCACAUGCUACCAAAGUCGUACCUGCCUCUCCAACCAAACGCAAGGUCUCUUGUGUCUCCUUUGAUGCCAAUGAUGAGUUGGACAGCGGCAAUACUUCAAAACGACCACGGACUUUGGUUUCAGCCGGCACCAAGACACUCAAUGGCUACUUUUCUUCUGGUCACAUUGUAAUGCGACCCAGAGAGCUCCACAGGCCUGUCACAGAGGAUCGCCCAGUGAUUCCUGGUGCUACUGCAGAGGAUUGCCCCAGCACUUGCAUCAGCAACACCAUUACCCCCAGCGCUGGCAUCAGCAAUGCCAUUACUGGGGGUCACCCAGCAGUCACCAGCGAUUACCCAGUGAUUCCUGGGGCUACUACAGAGGAUUGCCCCAGCACUGGCAUCAGCAACGCCAUUACUGGGGGUCACCCAGCAGUCACCAGCGAUUACCCAGUGAUUCCUGGGGCUACUGCAGAGGAUUGCCCCAGCGCUGGCAUCAACAACACAAUUACCCGGUCUCAGCACUUAUUCUCCAUUGCUACAGGUAUUAAUCCUCGCUCACUGACCCUUCAAAAUUCAGACGAGUUCUACCUGUUUAUGGACAUGCGGGCCAAGUUAAAAUGGCUGUCAUAUCAAAUGACUUCGAAGCGCUGGGUGCUGGCAACGGAGGAGUACAACCGUCGUCUCACACAGACAGCUGGCCGGUUGGUCAUUCAGAAGAACCCACAAGCCCUCCUACGUGCGCUGGGUGACAUCGAGCCCAAACUGAUGAACUGCAUCAUCAGAGAUGAAUAUACCUCAAAGAGGAACAAUGAGACAUUUUGGCGCCACCAUUGUUCUGUUGUACCUCUUGUCAAGCAGGAGCGAGGGAAAAAGCCCCGAAAGGCGCAGACAUGCUCACGCUGCCAAACGAUCAUGUACCCUGGCCCCGAAAACUCGCCACUCAACCACAAGCGGGGCUACUGUGCUGAUGGUGUCAAGCAGGUGUCAAAGAACAGCGGCGAAGAUCUCCCUCCCUGGCCUCAGCCUCAAGGUCUGUUCUCCGAAGGCUGCACAUUCCAUCCGCACGCAUUUUUGUUGGCUGUUCAGCGUGUCUAUGAGUACAUUUCCUUGCAGGGACCGGGAGAGAUGGACUUGCUUGAAACAGAGGCCUUCGCGAAGCUGCUUGUCUCACGCACUGAGAUCCACGAGGAUGGUGCAGUGCUUUUCCAGCUGUUUACAGACUUCAUCGUGGACCCAUCGACUCCUCGUGAUCACAUUGUUGUCCGCAACGACAAGCAGUGGUUGAGGAUCAAUUUCCUGCAGCAGCCGUAG